This is a messenger RNA of Rubroshorea leprosula, 2800 nucleotides long. The record is from the annotation of a GenBank genome assembly. Lineage: Eukaryota; Viridiplantae; Streptophyta; Magnoliopsida; Malvales; Dipterocarpaceae.
GUAGUUACUCUCUCGUCCUCUUCAAUGGGUCCAGCUCACUUCUGCAACGCAACUUCCAUUGUUGAAUCAUCAAUACUAACUUAUUUCUCAACCUAACAGUUUUUCACCACCUACUGCUAUCUCCACUCCUUAUCUUCUUCUUCUUCUUCUUCUUCUGCACCUGGUUUCUUCUUCAUUACCCCAUUAAUGCCAUCUUUAGUUUCUUCUGUUUUUACUCUGUUUUCUUAGCUUCCAAACACUGGGAAGGGUUAUUCUUCUGUUAGGUUGAGUGAAAAUAGUUGCUUUGCUGGGUAGAGUGUCUGAUUAGAGAAAAUGUUUAGCUUCUCCCGUAGACGCAAGAAGCUUGGCAGAGUGAAGAAGGUUCAGCUUUCAGACGCUGCUCAGGGAUUUAGAAGUCCAAUAAGACCUCCUAAACGUACCAUUAGUUCAAAUGCUGAGUCUGAUGCGCCUGCUAAUGGUAAUUCUGAUGAACUUGAUUGCCAUGGUCCUUCUACGGCACCUGAGAUUAAUAAUUGUACAUCAGGGAGCUCUGAGAAUUGGAUGGUGUUGUCAGUUACAGGGGAAAACCCUGUUUCACGUUUAAAUCAUGCAGCAGCUGUAGUUGGGAACAAGAUGAUAGUGGUUGGUGGUGAAACUGGGAAUGGAUUGUUAGAUGAUGUACAGGUGCUUAAUUUUGAUAACUGUGCCUGGAGCACAGCUUCAUCAAAACUUUACUUGUCACCAAGCAGUCUUCCACUGAAGAUUCCUGCAUGCAAGGGCCAUAGCCUGGUUUCAUGGGGGAAAAAGGCCCUACUGGUUGGAGGAAAAACUGACCCUGGGAAUGAGAGAGUUUCUGUAUGGGCAUUUGACACUGAGACAGAAUGCUGGUCACUUAUGGAGGCAAAAGGAGACAUACCGGUUGCUCGAAGUGGUCAUACUGUGGUUAGGGCGAGCUCUGUUUUAAUCCUCUUUGCGGGUGAGGAUGCUAAAAAGAGGAAACUGAAUGACCUACAUAUGUUUGAUUUGAAGUCUUCGACAUGGCUCCCACUUCAUUGCACGGGAACGGGACCUUCUCCAAGAUCCAACCAUGUGGCAGCUCUUUAUGAUGAUAAAACUCUCUAUAUAUUUGGUGGAACUGCAAAGUCCAAAACAUUGAAUGACUUGUACUCACUUGACUUUGAAACUAUGAUAUGGUCAAGAAUAAAAAUACGAGGUUUUCAUCCAUCACCCAGAGCUGGUUGCUGUGGUGUUCUAUGUGGAACUAAAUGGUAUAUAGCAGGAGGUGGAAGCAGGAAAAAACGACAUGCAGAGACUUUCAUCUUUGAUAUUUUAAAAGUGGAGUGGUCUCAGGCCAUUUCUUCACCUCCAUCUUCUAUCACUUCUAACAAGGGAUUUAGCCUAGUGCUUGUGCAGCACAAAGACAAAGAUUUUCUUGUUGCAUUUGGAGGAUCUCGGAAAGAGCCAUCAAAUCAGGUGGAAGUACUAAUAAUGGAGAAGAAUGAGUCAUCUACGGGUAGGCGAUCUACUCCAAGUAAAAGUAAAUGUGCAGUGACACAACAGCCGUUUGGUAAAAAUCCCUUGUCUACAGCAUUUGCUACCCAUUCUUCUCAGCACUCGCUUGAUUCUGUUCCUAAACAGAAUCUGGCAUCUAUGAUUGAACAUCACGGUUCUGGUAGAAGAUCUUCAUCAGAGUCAUCACUCAUUGAUCAUAAUCCUGUUUCUGGAAUUGUCUCACUUCGCAAGCAAUUUCAUCGUGAGGAAGAAUGCAACACAGCUGUUAAGAUACCCAAGCGUUCAGAAGAAGAAAAUUCUGUUUUGCAGGCAUCAGACCAUAAAACCAUCCAAUCUGAUGCAGUAAUAUCGACCAAUGUUCCUAUUGGCAAAAUCAAUUCAGAGGAUUCUUCACUAUUUGAUUCUGAAAGUUCAAGUCUCUACAUGGAAGGCAUUGGAAACCUUACUGUUGAUAAUUAUAAUGCUAUAUUCCCAGAAACUGAUAGUAAAUCAAUGCUAUCAGCUCCUUCAAGCAUAUAUCAAUUCUAUGAGAUGAAAAUGGCUGCCCUAAUAAGGAAAAAUGGAAUUUUAGAAGGAAAGUUGGCAGCUGCUUUGGCUAGCCGAGAUGCUGCAGAGAGAAACUUAUCAGCUGCACUGAAGAGCAGACAGGAGAUGGACAAAAAGUUAUCAGACACAAUGAAGGAGACUGAGUUACUGAAGGAGAAACUAGCUGGUGUAGAGCUAGCACAAGAAGAAGCCAACAACUUAUCUAGUAUUGUUCACUCUGACAAUGUAAGACUUGAACAUGAUGUUGCAUUUCUCAAGGCAGUACUGGAUGAUACACAGAAGGAGCUGCAUUCAACCAGAGGAGUCCUUGCAGGUGAAAGGGCCAGAGCUUUCCAGCUUCAGGUUGAAGUUUUUCAUCUCAAACAACGAUUGCAGUCUCUGGAAAACCGAGCCCCCACCCCUAGGAAACCAUUCCAAGUAUAGCCUCAGAUAAGAAUAGGAACAAUAAAGGUUGUCCAUUCAUUGGGUUGGAUGAUCUUUCAGGGAGGCAGGGUUUCGAGAAGAUAAAUCCAUGGCAGCCAGAACAGUUCAGAUUUCCUUCAAACGGUUAACCUCAGCACCUUGAUGUCCUGUCUGGCUAUAUGACCCAUGAAACCUAACCAACUGAUUCGGCAUUGCGAUCUUAUUUUUGUAGUUAUGUCUUGUACAUAUGUGAAUUGUCUCAUCUGUUUCGUUUCUACUCUGGUUAUAUUUCCUCCAAUUUGUUUGAUAUGUGAAGACAACUUCAACAUUGUUAUGCAAAUAUGUGCAUUUUUUAGUAUCU